This is a messenger RNA of Lemur catta (Ring-tailed lemur), 819 nucleotides long. Its product is annotated as nuclear transport factor 2-like. Gene Ontology annotation, cellular component: nuclear pore central transport channel. The coding region runs from base 50 to 433 and encodes 127 amino acids. The transcript has a single exon. The record is from RefSeq and is a predicted model, not a curated record. NCBI's taxonomy places the organism in Eukaryota, Metazoa, Chordata, Mammalia, Primates, Lemuridae. Gene Ontology annotation, biological process: protein import into nucleus.
CCAUCGUGCCAGCCCCUCGGGUCUCAACGAGGCUGGGUGAUGCUCCAGAAUGGGAGACAAGCCAAUUUGGGAGCAGAUUGGAUCCAGCUUCAUUCAACAUUACUACCAGUUAUUUGAUAAUGAUGGAACCCAACUAGGCGCAAUUUACAUUGAUGCGUCAUGCCUUACGUGGGAAGGACAGCAGUUCCAGGGGAAAGCUGCCAUUGUGGAGAAGUUGUCUAGCCUUCCGUUCCAGAAAAUCCAGCACAGCAUCACGGCGCAGGACCAUCAGCCUAUGCCAGAUAGCUGCAUCAUCAGCAUGGUUGUGGGCCAGCUUAAGGCCGAUGAAGACCCUAUCAUGGGGUUCCACCAGAUGUUCCUAUUAAAGAACAUCAACGAUGCUUGGGUUUGCACCAAUGACAUGUUCAGGCUUGCCCUGCACAACUUUGGCUGACCUCCUCCUAGCCAGGCACUCACGCUGUUUCCUCCUCCCUCCUCUUCCCAAUACUAUUCACACUCCUCCAGAUGCUCCAGAUAUCAUACACAAAUAAGCAGGGCCGCGGUGGGAGUGGGUGCAGUGCGCUACUGCCACCGAAGUGUUGUGCAUGAUGUUUGGACACUAGACUAGUUGCAUCUGACAGGAGAAGUUUGUGUUGUACCAGCACAUGCCUUGGAAAGACUUAAGUAAUGCAAAAGGUUGUCCUUUUUUUUGUUUAAUCUACUGACAAGUUGCUCUAGUAACCCAAAGAAGUGAAGGAGAAAGCAGCUGCCUCACCGCCCAGAUAUUGAUUUGUUCAGAUGUUUCAAUGCCUCAUGAUACAAUAAAACCACGAAAAUUUU